Messenger RNA from Clonostachys rhizophaga, 2045 nucleotides. The record is from the annotation of a GenBank genome assembly. NCBI's taxonomy places the organism in Eukaryota, Fungi, Ascomycota, Sordariomycetes, Hypocreales, Bionectriaceae.
AUGAUAUCCUUGGCUAUUGUAGCCAUUGUGCUAUUCGCUGCCGUGGGAAGCAAGGUUGCAAUCCUGGAUCUGAUUCUCGCACACAGUGCUAACCUUUGGCAGCUCUUCACGGCGGUCGGGCGGCGCAUCGCUGCAUGGACAUUCCUGUUCGACGGUGACAAUAUCAUUCAGUCCAAAUUUGAGCUUGUAAGUAUCAGUGAUCAUGUAAAGUCAGAAGAAACGCUGAGCCUGUCACAGUCCAACAAGGAGCCUUUCGAGGUUUUGGCGCCAGACAACCGAUAUGUCUUCAUCUCCUCCCCGAAGCAUAUCAAGGAGCUAGACACUGCUCCUGACACCGUCCUUUCUCUCCAGGCCGCCUCGAAACAGGUGUGUCCACCUGCAUGUAUGCAUAAACAGUCAUAAUCUGAAGCUCAUCUUCUGUAGAUGCUGCAGCCGUUGUACACCAUGCACGGAUUCAACUGGUUCAACGUGAGGGGAACCGAAGGGGUAGGCUUUGUGCGCGCCCUACGCACGUUGUUGACAAACAACCUGCCCCAGAUCUUGCCCAACCUUGGCAGGAUCACCCUUUCUCGUUUUGAGGAGAUGCGCCUUACCCAUCCGGUGGUCAAUGGUAUUGUUCCUACGGGCCUACUUUGUUUCAUGGUUCGGUCAAGUCUAACUGACUUCUAGGGGAGUACCAAACUCCCGUUUAUCCCACAAUUCUCUCGCUGGUCGUCCUUUUGAACGCAGUUUCAUUCUUUGGGAGCGACUUGGGUAUGUAUUCAUCAGAAUACAGGACCUGAUUCGGAGGCUAAUUGAUUCUCUAGCAAAAUAUGACGACUUCAUGCAUGCAGGUUUGGCAUACAUUGAAGAGACACUGAUAUGUGCCGAACUUAUCCGCUUGACACCAGAUUUCCUUGCACCGUGAGUCUAACUUCUCAAGGCAUACUCUAAUUAAUAUGACAAUACUAAUGAGAUGCACCAGAUUACUAGGAACCAUCAUGGUACGCAAGCUCAAGUCACACAAGGUGUUAUACAACACUUUGCUACCAGUGGCACAGCAACGAUGCGCAGAAAGGGACCUUGCAGCACUUGGUCAUUCUGUGCCAAAACAUGUUCGUCCGCCCCCAAGAUCACGUGUGUUCAAUGCUAACAGUCGAACUUUCAAGGCUGACUGCAUUCAGUGGAUCAUGGAGACGUCUCCGAAACAGCGGCCUUGGUCACCUGAACGCAUCGUCCAUGAGUUGAUGGCCAUCUGGUUUGGCUCCGUGCACGCCCUCUCAACGGCAAGUUCUGAGCCUUAAGCCUGUCCAAUUCAUGUGAUUUCAUAUUAACAGGACACAUCCAGACCAUCACGUUUGAAAUUCACGAUCUCUCUCUCUACCCCGAGCACGUUGAACCCAUCCGCAAAGAGCUUGAAUCCCAGUAUGGCAACUUUGAACGGACCGGUCAAGGACUCCCAUUAUUGGAUAGCUUCAUCAAGGAAUCGGCUCGGCUGACACCUGUCGAAGCAAGCAAGUCGCGCCGCUUCCCCUUUCCGUUUGGAAUCCUAGCUAACCUUGUAAAGUGAGCACUCGUCGGUCGGCUUUGAUUCCCUUUACACUAUCCGAUGGCACAAAAUUAAACGUUGGGGACUGGGCGUGCACGCCUGUAAAGUCCAUCAUGCAAGACCCAGAGUUCUACCCCGAGCCAUUGCGUUUCAAUGGAUUCCGCUUCGCCGACCCGCAGCUUGUUCCCCAGCUCCUUGCUGAAAAUUAUCCGAUGCAGCCCAAGCCAACCAGGCUGUGCGAUGUUGACAACACGUUCCAUGUAUGGGGGACUGGUAGGAUGGCAUGGUACGUCUUGGGACUUUGCUCAAAGGUCGCUCCCUCACUAACUCUUGUUCUAGUCCUGGGCGCUACUAUGCCGCAGCUGCCAUGAAGGUCAUUCUCGGCAAGGUCAUAAUGAAUUAUGAUUGUGAGCUGCUGCGGCCAGACGAGCCUCGGUGGCUUAGGUGGCGGUCAACGACACUCCCCAAGCAGAGCACCAAGGCUAUUUUUACCCCACGCAAGCCGGAGCUUCUAUAG